This is a messenger RNA of Staurois parvus, 732 nucleotides long. NCBI's taxonomy places the organism in Eukaryota, Metazoa, Chordata, Amphibia, Anura, Ranidae. The record is from the annotation of a GenBank genome assembly.
AUGUUACAGUUGGCUACAUCCAUUCCUUUCUUCAUCUACUUUUUAUAUUCAUGGGUGGAUCCUGAAUCCUGCCGUUGGCUUGUUCUUCAUGGGAAAUAUGAACAGGCCAUUAAAGACCUAAAGAAAGUGGCAAGAAUUAAUAGAAAAACAGAGGAGGGGGAAAAACUUACCAUGCAGUCACUGAAAUAUGACAUGCAAGGAGAAAUGAAUGCCACUCAUAAAGCUAAUUAUUCUGUGAUAGACCUAAUAAGGACUCCUGUGGUUCGUCGCAUAUCUAUUUGUUUAUCUUGCACUUGGUUCUCUACCAGUUUUGCCUAUUACGGUCUUGCCAUGGACCUUCAGAAAUUUGGGCUCAGCAUUUAUAUCAUUCAAGUCAUUUUUGGCACUGUUGACAUCCCAGCCAAGUUUUUCUCUUAUUUUGUGCUUAAUUACAUCGGGCGCCGUGUUCUGCAGGCCUCUGCUUUAAUUUUGGCUAGUGCUGCAAUUUUAGUGAAUAUUUUUCUUUCUGAAGACUAUCAUGUUGCACGAAUUGUAAUGGCCGUGUUUGGGAAAGGAUGUCUGGCAGCUUCAUUUAACUGUUUGUACUUAUUGACAGGGGAAUUAUACCCAACUGUCAUCAGGCAGACAGGCAUGGGGCUAGGAACUGUGAUGGCAUGCUUGGGAGGAAUUGUUGCCCCACUUGUUCAGAUGACUGCAGAUUAUUAUCACCAAACUCCCCCUCAUUAUCUUUAG